AUGGCUCCAAGAUCCCGGCAACGAAGGCACAAGAAACCCCCCUCAUCGGUGACUCCCAUGGUUGUGACCCCACCCACAGUUGUGACCUCUGUGCCUCUGACCCUCUCAAAACCUGACCCUAGCGUUGAUGCACUUGGCUUCUUCUCCUUGGACAAUAAUGUUCCUGGCCUAUCCCAGCUAAUCCUUCAAAAGCUAAACAUGAAGAGCUAUGAAGAAUACAAGUUGGUGCUAGAUGGGGGUGCUUCUGUAUCAGGCUUUGGAUUUGGAUGCCUUCAAGAAAUGUUCCAGAAGAUGGAGGACACAUUCCGAUUCUGUGCUCACUGUAGAGCUCUUCCUAGUGGCCUUUCAGACUCCAAGGUCCUACGUCAGUGCAAGAGGUGCAGAAAUGUCUAUUACUGUGGUCCAGAGUGCCAGAGGUCGGACUGGCCAGAGCACAGGAAGGUUUGUCAAGAGCUGCGUCUGGUAGCUGUGGACCGUCUCAUGGAAUGGCUUCUAGUCACAGGUGCUUUUGUCCUACCUUCAGGACCUUGGCCAUGCCUGGCUGAAGUUGUACAGGGCUGGGAUACCUGGUUUUCUUUGCGGUGUUUACAGCUAGAUGCUACACUGGAUGCUGUACUAGGCAGUCAUGCCAUGACCACCCUGUGGGCCAACGUGGGACGGCCAAAGCCAGACCCAGAUGUCCUGCAGGGCUCUUUGAAACGGCUGCUGACAGAUGCCCUAUCACGGCCCUUGACACUGGGCCUUGGGCUUCGGGCCUUGGGGAUAGAUGUUUGGAAGAUUGGGGGAAGCACAGUGCAUGUGGUUGGUGCUUCCCAUGUGGAGACAUUCCUCACUCGCCCUGGGGACUAUGAUGAGCUUGGCUACAUGUUUCCUGGACACCUAGGCCUCCGUGUGAUCAUGGUGGGUAUAGACGUAUCUGCUGGCUUUACAAAGAGCACCUCAACUUCCCCCCUGGAACCUGGCACAGUUCAGCUUAGUGGCCAUAGGGGCCUCUAUCAUGACUUCUGGGAGGAGCAGGUAGAGACUGGACAGAUAACCCAUCCAGAUUUGGUGGUGGCAUUCCAUCCAGGUUUCCAUGCUUCCCCAGACUUGAUGGAGGCUUGGCUGCCCACCCUCCUGCUACUUCGUGAUUAUGAGAUCCCUACAUUGAUCACUGUUUACAGCCAUCAGGAAUUGGCAGCUUCUUUGCAGAUUCUGGUGGACCUGGAUACACACAUCACUGCCUAUGGAGCUAACCCUUUCGCGUCCCUCAAACCUGAACAGGUCUAUUCCAACCCCAACAAGCAACCAGUAUAUUGCAGUGCCUACUAUAUUAUGUUUCUUGGAAGUUCCUGCCAGCUGGAUAAGAAGCAACUGGAAGAGAAAGUAGAUGGUGAGGUUUAA
Neomonachus schauinslandi (Hawaiian monk seal) is the source of this 1383-nucleotide messenger RNA. RefSeq names its product MSS51 mitochondrial translational activator (gene MSS51). Bases 1 to 1383 code for a protein of 460 amino acids. NCBI's taxonomy places the organism in Eukaryota, Metazoa, Chordata, Mammalia, Carnivora, Phocidae. The record is from RefSeq and is a predicted model, not a curated record. The transcript is spliced from 6 exons.